Gregarina niphandrodes is the source of this 852-nucleotide messenger RNA. RefSeq lists its product as hypothetical. The record is from RefSeq and is a predicted model, not a curated record. The transcript has a single exon. Lineage: Eukaryota; Apicomplexa; Conoidasida; Eugregarinorida; Gregarinidae. The coding region runs from base 1 to 852 and encodes 283 amino acids.
AUGCGUGGCAGUUGUGGGUUCGGUAAGAGUGUGGUUGGGGAGGGUUUAGUGUUGGCAAGGGUGCUGUCAUUUGUUGAUGAUAAGUUGCAUCUAUCUCCGGCGUCUGGAGAGUUGUAUCACAGCGCAUGUAUCUUGGUGGAUGACGACACGAAGGAGAGCACGCCCGUGUCGUUUGUUGUCUUGAUGCCUGAGGCGUUUGCCGAGAGUGACGGAGUGGGUCUUAGGGAGUCUGUGACUAGCACGGAUAUGCUUCGUAUGGAGACUUCAUCAUUUGAGCGGAAGGUAUCGGAGGAGCAAUUAUUUUACCAAGCUAAACGUAUUUGGCUGGAUGUAGGCGAUAAGAAUACGGAGUUGUUGCACUUUAUCGUGGAUCGUGCAGUACUAGAGCUCGAUGCUGAUGCGCAUGAGAGUGGUUAUUUCAAACGUAAUUCUGCGAUUCCGAGGGCACAUGAGGUUACUGGUGCGCAAAAGGGUGCUCUGGCAGCUGACAUUGCAACCCUGCAGUCACCUGAUUUUGCCCGACGCAUGCGAUCGUACUACGUUGGUACCAGACUUCAUGACUUCUUCUCCUGCCUCUUCGCACCCGGAAAUCCCGAGCCAAAGUCCAAGGACGAUUUCAUGAAUCGGAUACUACAUCUCACGGACAUCAAACUCAGUCGACUUCCCUGCACAUGGCUCGCUGGCUCCCCCUACUACCAGUACGGAAUGACAUCCACUAGCCCUGUCAAAAAAUCAGAUGGCUCCAAACUACCGGAAGACCACAAGCACUUCUUCGGCGUAGGCACCGCACACCUCGGCGGAGCCAUAGACGACCAAACCGGCAAGAUCGCUGUCCCUGGCAAUGCGAAGUGA